UACUGCUGGCUGCGCCCUCAGUUGCAGACGAGUUGCAGCUCGUGAGCCGUCGUCCGUCGAGGGCUAUAAGAUGGCGACUACGACGUCGUCGUACACUCGCACGGGCGUGCUUGAAGUGUACGCCAAACAGCAAUGGCACAAAGUGCUGGCGACGCUCGAAGAGGACCAUCUCAGUUUGUGCCUGGACGAGAGCUACGAAGUACCGCCAAUCACUAAUAACGGCACGCUUUCGGAUAGCGAACCAAGCGACAUCCCGGAAAGCAUCGCCAACACCAAGCGGGUCGUCCGAGUAGUUAAGCAAGACAACAACGGUCUCGGCAUCAGCAUAAAGGGUGGCAAAGAGAACAAGAUGCCCAUCCUUAUAAGCAAGAUCUUCAAAGGCAUGGCAGCAGACACGACGGAACAGCUUUACGUGGGAGACGCCAUCCUGUCGGUCAACGGGGAAGAUCUGAGGGACGCAACACACGACGAAGCGGUCAGGGCCCUCAAGCGUGCCGGCAAGGUUGUUGACUUGGAAGUGAAGUACCUGCGGGAGGUGACGCCCUACUUCCGCAAGGCGUCCGUGCUGGCGGAGAUGGGCUGGGACUUUGCACCAGGCGGCCUGCUGUCCCGGGGAACCGCGGCGUCGCACCCACAGGGUCGGCCCGACUGCCGGCGCGUGCCGCUGCUGCUGUGUCAGCUGGCGCGCUCGCUCACCGUGCCAGAGCCGCGUGUGCUUGAACUGCACUCGCCCGACAGGCGCAGCGUGUGCCUGCUUCGAUGCGCCGACGCGGCCCAAUGCGCCGCCUGGUUCAAUGCGCUGCACGCGGCCCUGGCGCGCGUCAUGGCGCAGGCCGUGGUCGAGGCCGGACACCUGCUGCGCGAUGUGCUCGACCAGGCGCAGCUCCAGCACAUGGGAUGGCUCUCCGAGAAGACACGGGAAGAUUCAGUGACAGCCCAGUGGCGUGCGGUGUUCGUUGCAAUCACGGACAGGGACCUCCUGUUUUACGACCUGGUUCCCUGGACCAAGGAGGCCUGGGCUGUGCCUGUGCACAGUGUGCCUUUGCUCCACACUAGGCUUGUGACAACAAGUUCUGGCAGGACCUCCGUGGGACCAUCAGCUGGAGGUGAGGCGACCACACUGACACUUCGACUUGGCACGCGCCAGGGAGUCCAGUCACGGCUCAUGCGUGUUGAAACCCACCGAGACCUGGCAGUGUGGGCACGCCACCUGGUGCAUGGUGCCCAUCUAGCUGUGGCUGCCGCCAAGGAAGUGCGCUUUGCCUGUCUUUUCCAAGGCCAGGAAUGCACUCUUACGUUACACUAUGAAGAUGGCUUUCUUCUGCAAGAAAACCGCAGGCAACUGACCCUCUGGCAGUUUCCUUUCGAAAGACUACGAAAUUCUGGUGAUGAUGGCAUGCGUCUCGCUUGGCUUGACUUUGGUGGAGAAGAUGGAGAGAAGGAGCUGGACUUGAUGCAGUGCCCUAAACCAUUUGUGUUCACACUGCACACAUUCCUGUCUGCCAAAGUAACCCGGAUGGGCCUUGUGGCAUGACAACUACAGGACCACCACGUCGCAGCAGCUGCUUCACUGGUGCAGCAGCAAUGGCCCAUCCUGGGAUGCUGAGCCACACCUAGGAAGACAGCAGCUGUGCGCCUGUUGCCAGGACUGUGUAAAGAGACAAGCCAGAGCAGUGAGUGGGUUUAAAAUGGGGCCAGAACAUUACUCCUGCUCGUGAAUGCAUGGAGUGUAACGACUAUGGCUUCAUGCAGGUGAGGCAGGCUAUGUAGCCCAACCACUGCUCUAGCUGCCAUUCGUGUCGAUGCAACCUUUCACGGCCGGCAGAUGCCCUGGCAGCAGAUGUGCCUGCACUAACAGCCGCAGGUGAAUUUUGUCACUGCAUCGUGGUGGUCUCACAGGCUUGUUGCCUGGGAACACACUGAAAAAAUACAACUGGAGCCUCAGGGGGCCAGCAUUUACACAGCAUCUAAAGUUUCUACCAAGCUGCCCUUAAGGGACACUGAAGAAAGGAGCUGCUGCCCGUUUAACAUGCACUCCAUCAGUUGUGACCCGGUGAUCGACGGGGUGCAACUUUUCAUCAGCAGCAUUCCUUCAAGGGACAAGAAAGGACAUCUGUCAUAUUGUAAUGCCUUGCAUCAGCGUGUAGGAAAUUAAUGCUAUGAAAAAUGUCUAUGUACCUAAGUUGCAAGCUUUUUGUUAGAUUCUCUGUGCUUAUUGGCAUGCAGCUGCAAAAAAAGAAAAAGCAAAAAACCUUGUCUUGUUGAAAGCGAGCCAAACAUUUAUGCUGCGUCACCUGAUAUGUCUCAACAGGUGGACUUGCACCAUACUGUUGCUGCAUUCCAAGUGCAGGUCUUCCAGUUGAUGCAUUUGUGGCAUGAGUGGCAAUGCCUUACCUUUAGUUCUUUAGCUGUAUCAUUGCAAGUCUUAUUCUGCACAUGGUUGUUACGUUUUGUUGAUUUAUAUAUUCAUGUCUUGCAUUUCUGUUGCUAGUUUAAAUGCAACACUGUUUCAUAAGUGCUUUGGAAAUGGCCUUGUUUCCUUUGUUACUUUUUAGGCACCUACAGCUGCAUUUGUUGAUGAUUUCUUUCUUAAGAGUAUGGAAACAAAAUUUGAACAGCUGAAGAUGGUAUUAUCAUGAACUUUUCACAUGAAGCAAUUUUACAAUCUGUUCUUACCUUAUUCUAGGACAAAAAACAAUGUGUGCUCUGUCACUUUAAGUUUGCUGGCAUCACAUGAAUUAUAUUGGGUAGUGAGGGAGGAUGAGGGGGAGUCUGCUUAGUAGCAAAGGCUCUGAAGUACAAGCUAUAUACGCUGCUAGUGAGAAGGUGUAACUUCUAUGCCCGACUAUUUAAAGCUACUUCAGGCCAGAGUGGUUAAGGAACAGGUAGGUGUAAUUUAACUUUUUUUUGCUGUGUGCAAGUGUAGAAGAUUAUUACAUUGUAGUCCCACAGCACGUUUAUACUUCUGUCGCAUGUUUUCUUUGUUUUGUGCAGUUACAGGUACAAUAAUGAUGCACUAGGCCAGAAAACAUUCAAAAUGUUUUUGUUGGUUUCAUAUACUUUAUUGGGAUUGAAUUAUAACCAUUGUUCUCAGUGCAAAGCAUGGCCCUUCAGUUCUGAGUUGCAAACUUUUAUGGACUUGAUACUUUUUAAUUAGCUUCCUUUCACUUUAUUUUGUUGUUAACUUUUCAUGUUUAGUUGCUAUUGCUUUACCUUAAGCUUUUUAUGAUUCAUGUGCUGUUGUGAUAGGCAUGAAUUGCAACAUUGAAGCAGUGGCCAGAGAGUACUCCACGGAACAUCGGUGGUGCCAGAAAACAGUGUAGCUGAGCGAAAUGUGGAGGUGUUACCAUUUCAAAGGUGUGCAUACCCCCUUGAGUGCCUUUAUUCUGUCUUCUUUCUUCAGAGGCACUGCAGCCAACAAUUUACAGGCUUGUCAAGAUACUGAAAUGUUAAAUGAGAGUGGUGGCUUGCUGUGACAAAGAAGCCACUUUGCUCAUGUGAAGUUGUACUCUGCAAAGAAGGGGCAUCUUAGUUUUUCUAUGAAGUAAGAAGCAGCAGAAAACAUUUAUAAUGUAAGGGCCAUCCAAACUUUGUUUUCAAUUUGCAUCUUGGCAUCAGCUUACCCCAGAGCUUGUUUCGGCUAUGGCUCAUGUGUUGCAACUUGUACUGAUUGUGAUGGCUCUUCUCUCUCUCUUUUUUCUGUUCUAUUUUAAUUUUUGUGCUCAAAGCAUUUACAGCUUUCCACAGCUAACUUUUACAUCACCUGAUCAAUACAGUCAAACCUCGAUAUAAUAAUAUUAGCACAGAUAUGAUUAAUUGUCCGAUAUGACGAAGCAAAUCUAAAGGUUGGUUGCUCACGCUCAGUGGGGUAUUCUUCUGCUAUAAUGAAGCUAAAAAUGUGGGAUCCAACAUGGUAUCAGUCGUAGCGAAGGAAAUUUUUAUUUGCGAAAGGCUUGAAAUGUGUAUUCUGGUAGCCAAAAUUUCAAAUUCAGUCACCAACUCAUUUUUCAGGCACCCAACUUUUCUGACCUGUGCAUUUACAUGAACAGUUCCCUGCGGCACCGCCACCUACCCCUAGGAACAUUUUAUAAUGCAAACUGAAAUUUUGGACGCCGUGGAGUGUGCUGCUCAAUUUUCCAAUCAGGGUCUUCACGCGUAAUGCUGCAAGCGUGGUACCCAUGAGCAAAGUUGCUGCCACAUAGACUGAACUCCAAAGACCAAACCGUAACUGUAGUUGCCAACUCCCAAUGAGGCGGUGGUAAUUAGGCCUAGUGGCCUAGGCAGUAUGGCUGUGACAAAAUUUUAUGGGUGGUUGGCGGAAUGGCUGACAAGCCACCAUCGGAAGUUCGCCGUCAUCAAGCGUGAGAUCACACGUAAAGGCUAAUCUGCCAGCAGUGAAGCUAAGGCCUGUGUGCGGCCCUCUUUAUGUCUGAAAAAUUGGUUGGUCAAUUACUCAGCAAGUGCAGCUUAAAAUGGCACAUUUGGGACAUGCAUGCAUGUUUCGGCUAGCGACUUGGCUUGGUUGAACCACAACCAGCAAGCCAACAAUAUCAUGUGAUCACAUACCGAUUGCACGAUUGUGUAUUAGCAACCACGCAAAGUGCAUUUAUGUAAUCUAUUAUUGUUUUCGUACCGCUAGCUACUGGUGCAGCAUCAAAAUCUGAAGGAGACUUUCUCUCGAGAGAGGUAUCAUGCUUGUUGGUCAUAUAAACCUGAUUGUGAUUCUUUCACCGAUAUCGGCACGUAUGCUUAUAACAAAUAUUCCAUAUAAUGAAGGUAAUUUCGUGUCAGAUGCAACUUUAUUAAAACUAGGUGCGACUGUAUUCUCUUUCUGUUGUGUAGACAACUGAGCUCAGCUGUGCACCUUUAAUUCAAUUAGCUGCUUGUUUAGAACUUUAGGGCAGCUGUUAUACAUACUGUAGUUUUCUCUUUUUUUUUUCUUUUUUUUUUUCAGGACGUUUUGUCUAAGUUAAUGUGAGGCCUUUGUCAAGGAUACAUUGCGCAGUGCUAUAGGUUGCUUGUUUGAUGACUACAUGAUUUCGACAUGCCU
Molecule: messenger RNA, 5050 nt
Organism: Dermacentor silvarum
Lineage: Eukaryota; Metazoa; Arthropoda; Arachnida; Ixodida; Ixodidae
Gene: Syn1
Product: beta-1-syntrophin
Exons: 6
Coding region: 71-1534 (487 amino acids)
Cellular component (GO): dystrophin-associated glycoprotein complex; intracellular anatomical structure
Molecular function (GO): protein binding; structural molecule activity
Source: RefSeq, a predicted model, not a curated record